AUGAACAAAAUCAAUAAUGAAAAGAAUAUCGCGACGUUAUCCAUCGUCCGUAACAUGACGAACAAUUGCCUCCGGAGAUUGGGCAUGAAUCGAACUAAUUUAAGAAUUCUCAGUAAUCGAAAUGUCCUCAAAACAGACAAGCCCGAAUUGCCGCUGGCUCCCUCGCCACCCAUAAACGCCUGGCAUAAUUCAACAGCACUGAAAUUAGGUAACGGUAGCAGUUUUAUUAUGUGGUAUCAGCAAGUUUUAAAAAAUUUCCACCACAACUGCAAGCAUGUUUGA
Clunio marinus is the source of this 282-nucleotide messenger RNA. The record is from the annotation of a GenBank genome assembly. Lineage: Eukaryota; Metazoa; Arthropoda; Insecta; Diptera; Chironomidae.